Panthera uncia (snow leopard) is the source of this 25763-nucleotide messenger RNA. RefSeq names its product solute carrier family 5 member 3 (gene SLC5A3). The transcript has 2 exons. Gene Ontology annotation, molecular function: D-glucose:sodium symporter activity. The coding region runs from base 426 to 2582 and encodes 718 amino acids. Lineage: Eukaryota; Metazoa; Chordata; Mammalia; Carnivora; Felidae. Gene Ontology annotation, cellular component: plasma membrane. The record is from RefSeq and is a predicted model, not a curated record. Gene Ontology annotation, biological process: myo-inositol transport; transmembrane transport; inositol metabolic process.
CGUGAACCGGCUCGGUCCGGAGCCGCGCGCGGAGCGUUCGGGCAUGCCCCGCUACGAGCUGGCUUUGAUCCUGAAAGCCAUGCAGCGGGGUUGGUACAGUAGGCUUCACUAACUUAGCUGCAACUCAGAAUUUCUCCUCCAGCACCUGAGUAAAUGCUGAUGGUCUUGUGGAGAGUGGAUUAAGAGUACGAGCUAAGUUCUCAAUCCCAAUUAAGAAGCGGAGGAAAAUUUAAACUGUCUCCUUCAAAGUUUAUCACAACCACCACCAUCAAGACAGCAAACCAAAGGACAAAGACUUUGACCUGCUGUGUUGCUCUGUGUAGUCCAGUUCACGUAUGGUUUACAGACUUGGCUGGGGUUACUAAUGAGUAAAUAAAAAGUUGGACACUUCCUGUCGUUGGACACUUAUUCACAAAGUUACCAAAAUGAGGGCUGUACUGGAGACAGCAGACAUUGCCAUAGUGGCCCUGUAUUUUAUCCUGGUCAUGUGCAUUGGUUUUUUUGCCAUGUGGAAAUCUAAUAGAAGCACCGUGAGUGGAUACUUCCUGGCGGGGCGCUCUAUGACCUGGGUAGCAAUUGGUGCCUCUCUGUUUGUGAGCAAUAUUGGGAGUGAGCACUUCAUUGGGCUGGCAGGAUCUGGAGCUGCAAGUGGAUUUGCAGUGGGCGCAUGGGAAUUCAAUGCCUUACUGCUUUUGCAACUUCUGGGAUGGGUUUUCAUCCCGAUUUACAUCCGGUCAGGGGUAUACACCAUGCCUGAAUACUUGUCCAAGCGAUUUGGUGGCCAUAGGAUUCAGGUCUAUUUCGCAGCCUUGUCUCUGAUUCUUUAUAUCUUCACCAAGCUCUCAGUGGAUCUGUAUUCGGGUGCCCUCUUUAUCCAGGAGUCUUUGGGUUGGAACCUCUAUGUGUCUGUCAUCCUGCUCAUUGGCAUGACUGCUUUGCUGACUGUCACCGGAGGCCUUGUUGCAGUGAUCUACACAGACACUCUACAGGCUCUGCUUAUGAUCGUUGGGGCACUCACACUUAUGAUUAUUAGCAUGAUGGAGAUUGGCGGGUUUGAGGAAGUUAAGAGAAGGUACAUGUUGGCCUCGCCCAAUGUUACUUCCAUCUUGUUGACAUACAACCUUUCCAACACAAAUUCUUGUAAUGUCCACCCUAAGAAAGAUGCGCUGAAAAUGUUACGGAAUCCGACAGAUGAAGAUGUUCCUUGGCCUGGAUUCGUUCUUGGGCAGACCCCAGCUUCGGUAUGGUACUGGUGUGCUGACCAAGUCAUCGUGCAGAGAGUCUUAGCAGCUAAAAACAUUGCUCAUGCCAAAGGCUCUACUCUUAUGGCUGGCUUUUUGAAGCUUCUGCCAAUGUUUAUCAUAGUUGUCCCAGGAAUGAUUUCCAGGAUACUGUUUGCUGAUGAUAUAGCUUGCAUCAACCCAGAGCACUGCAUGCAAGUGUGUGGAAGCAGAGCUGGGUGCUCUAAUAUUGCUUACCCACGCCUGGUGAUGAAGCUGGUUCCUGUGGGCCUCCGGGGCUUAAUGAUGGCAGUGAUGAUUGCGGCUUUGAUGAGCGACUUGGACUCUAUCUUUAACAGUGCCAGUACCAUAUUCACCCUCGAUGUGUAUAAGCUCAUCCGCAGGAGCGCAAGCUCCCGAGAACUAAUGAUUGUGGGGAGGAUAUUUGUGGCUUUUAUGGUGGUGAUCAGCAUUGCAUGGGUGCCAAUCAUCGUGGAGAUGCAAGGAGGCCAGAUGUACCUUUACAUUCAGGAGGUAGCAGAUUACCUGACACCCCCAGUUGCGGCCCUAUUCCUUCUGGCAAUUUUCUGGAAGCGCUGCAAUGAACAAGGGGCUUUCUAUGGUGGAAUGGCUGGCUUUGUUCUUGGAGCAGUCCGUUUGACACUGGCCUUUGCGUACCGUGCCCCAGAAUGUGACCAACCUGAUGACAGGCCAGGCUUCAUCAAAGACAUCCAUUACAUGUAUGUGGCCACAGCAUUGUUUUGGGUCACAGGACUUAUUACUGUCAUUGUUAGCCUUCUCACACCACCUCCCACAAAGGAACAGAUUCGUACCACCACCUUUUGGUCUAAGAAGAGCUUGGUGGUGAAGGAGAGCUGCUCCCCGAAAGAUGAACCAUACAAAAUGCAAGAGAAGAGCGUUCUGAGAUGCAAUGAGAAUAGUGAGGCCAUCAACCACAUCAUUCCCAAUGGGAAAUCUGAAGAUAGCAUCAAGGGCCUUCAGCCUGAAGAUGUUAAUCUUUUGGUGACCUGCAGAGAAGAAGGCAAUCCAGUGGCUUCAUUAGGUCAUUCAGAGGCAGAAACACCGGUAGAUGCUUAUUCCAAUGGGCAAGCAGCUCUCAUGGGUGAGAAAGAGAGAAAGAAAGAAACAGAGGAUGGAGGCCGGUACUGGAAGUUCAUAGAUUGGUUCUGUGGCUUUAAAAGUAAGAGCCUCAGCAAGAGGAGUCUCAGAGACCUGAUGGAGGAGGAGGCUGUUUGUUUACAAAUGUUGGAAGAGCCUCCACAAGUUAAACUAAUACUAAAUAUUGGACUUUUUGCUGUGUGUUCACUUGGAAUUUUCAUGUUUGUUUAUUUUUCCUUAUGAACUUUUAAGGAUAUGAUGAGACACUAACUUAAGAAAAUACUGGUCUUUGGAAAGAAAAAAAAAGAAAACAUGUAACUGUUGCAUCUCUCAGGCAUUGUUUACGCUGUAGGUUUUAGCCAAAUUUUACUUAGCAGAAAAUCAUCUAUUUGCAAGACUUUAUUUUCCCAGAGAUGGAUGAAAGCAAAUUUUCAACCUAAAUGAAGUGAAACUUGUUUAACGGACUGAAUUGUGCAAAUGUGGUUUAAAAUUUUCCAUACCAAAGUAAGGAGAGAGACCAAUUAUUCUCAUAGAACAUGUAGAGCAGAAUAUAUGCUAAGAUAUUACAAAUAAGGUAUACUGUCUGCACUGCCAAAUCUUGGUAGGCCUUCUUAACCUGAAGUAGAAGACUGACUUGCUCAUUUCAAAGUUUUUUCUGUCUUUGUAAUCCCUACUACCAUUUAAAACUGAAUUUGUAGACAUUGUAUAAUCAGUUGUGUACUGAAAACCUAACUCAUGUUCUUGUGGGGUACUUGUGUCGGGACAAGUUAGUUCAUUUGCCAGGCUCGUUUUGCUAGCAUGAGCCUAUGGAUUCUGAAUGCCAAAAGAAAGGAAGAAGAAUGUUUUCCUGUAGCUGUUCUUGUACCACCAAUAUAUGGAAUGUUGAGCAAAAGUUGUUCCAGUUCCUUUUUUUUUUUUUCUUUUUUUCCUGCUUUGACUGAAGUUUAAGUGAACCAUACUCAAAUGACCAUCAAGUCUAUCUUGAUACAUUUAUGUCAUGACUGUAUUGUCAGAUGAUUAGGGGAGAAAAUGAAGUAAACAUUGCUGAUGAUCCCCAGAUUUAUUGACCAAGUUCAGGUUGUUUAUACAGUUUGGGAAUUAGCAGUCCUCAAGCAGUGUUUGGUCAGCUUAUGCUAAACAGGUGACUACUCGUACUCCACUAAUUCUCUAGCUUUGUUCUUUGUUCUUGUCAUUUGGUAACAUUUUUUAUUAGCCACAUAUCUUUCCAAGUGGAUUCAGUCAGAAGAUAUGUCCAGAAAUUUGAAAAAAAAAAAAAAAAAUUGUCACUGCCUUUUUGCUGGGUUGCCCCAUGAUAUAUUGAAGUUGAGCUUUUGGAGGGAAAAUUUAAUUCUGAGAUCAUAUUGUGUCCUUGAGAAGUUCCCCCCGCCCCCCGAUUUACUUUUUUUCGAAAGACUUGCCAUCUGUACACAGCCUCUACAUUUUUGUUUAAAAAGUUAUAUUGACCUAGAGCAUGAGGAGGUUUCAGUGCAAACUGGGCAUCAGUAACAGAAAAGUCAGGGUGCAUGCUUUGCCAUUGGUAGAUCGUCAGUAUUGUCUUUCUGUAGAACAGAUAGCAUGUUAAAGAGGUGUCAAGAAUAAGAACUUCUGGGCUUAAUAGUAUGUCUUGUGGAGGGCAUUGUAGGACUUGUGUAAAUUAUAGGACCCUCGAUCUUCACAUGGCAUGGCACUCUGUUGUAACCUUCAUGGAUGGGAAUCUUUUUCACAGUCUGAUUCCCCUUCGUGAGGGCAGGGUACAAAAGAUGUUGGAGGAAAGCUCUGUAGAUCAUGUAGUUAUGUGUCUGUGUGCUCAACAUGGUCCUUUUUCCUUUGUGACAUAUGAAGGAAACUAAUUGUGUAUCUACUUUCUUUGACUUUCCUGUAAUCUCUGAUACUUUUUAAAUUGCAUGAUUUUAUUAAGCUUGUAUUCUUUAGGGAAAAGUAUUACUUUUUUAGAUACUUUUGUAGAUUUUGAAUCAAAACUCAGUCCUAAUAACUUUCAAUUUUUUGUAUUCUGUAAACUAGUUUCAUUAUGAUGGACUUGAUUAGUCCAAAGUUGAUUUUAGAAAUUAUCAGGUAGCAUAAUGUCUUCCCAUCUCCAGGAGGCUUUCUGAUGGACUGAGUCUGUAGAUGAAAAAGUAAUUUAUGUAUGAAUAGCAUGAUUUCUGAGAGCUUAGAGUGCCUUGUAGAAUUUUUUUUCCCAAUUUCAUUCUUAAGAUUUAGAAGUUGGGGGCCAAAUAAAUAGGGACCAUCCUUUUCUUGUAUGGAGGAGGCUGUGGCUGUGACAUAUCUAAGGUUACAAAAAGUCUGUUGGGGAGAACAGAGAACCAUGUAUCCAAAGCUGGACUCAUGGUUAGUCCUUUUCUCAAAGGAACUAUUUUCCUUUGAGACCACCUUUUUGGUAUUUGGGGAAAUAAUAGGACCUUAGAUUUUUCAAAUUGGCUUUUAAGUCAUAGGGGUUAAAAUUUUCUUUGAACACAUUGCUGUGUAACUCUCCACAAAGAGGAUUGACACAUUGGCUGGGCAGCCUUCUUAACCCUUCUUUUUACGGCAUAAAUUAAUAGGUGGUGUUUAUGUAGGUUUUUUUUCCCCUUUGUUUAAUGUCGAGUCCUAAUAGUUUGGAGUAUUAGGAUCCCCCUACUUUCUCUUUGCUGCUGUCUUAGUACGAUACGUGAAAUACAUCAUCUUGUGUCUAUUUGUGUGUAUAUAGCAGUAGGUCAAGUUUAGAGUACUAAUGUCUGUAAAUAAGGAAUGACUAUUAGCAUAUCCAUUAGGGUGUUUAUUCUUGUCAGUAUAAACAUCACUGUGUUGAGACUGAAGUCCCCGAAGCUUGCCCUUCAUAUUGCUUUCCAGUAAGAGAUAAUGUGCUUGAAUAAGUAUGUGGAUUGCCGAUUGCAACUUCAUUCAGGGGACCAUUGUUCAGUCUAGAUUUCAUUAGAAUGAUUGUUCAUGGAAUGAUACAUGGUCUGUUUUAAGCUAGCAAAAUGUUCAUACUUUACACUAAAUGGGUCCUAAAUGAUGACAUUUGCUCUGUAGACAUAUGUAUAUAUUUUUAUAUUGGCUCAAGCUAAGGUUCAGAAUUGAGUAAGAGUGAUAUUGACUAGAAUAGUUACCUAAGAGUCCAAAUGAAAAGUGAGAACACUGGUCUUCAAAAAGUAGAGACAAAUACUGUCUUAUCUGUUCUUUAUGGUAUCCCCAGUUCUUAGAUUUUUGUCCUUCCACACAAUCUCAGUCUUAAGAUCUGAUGAGAAGAGCUUAUUAUUCGGGCAUGCAGAAUAAUUAUUGGCUCCAAAAAUACUAUAUCCUUUUGCCCCGAGAUAGUAUGUGGCUUUAGAAAUAGCUGAGCCGAGCUUUUUCUGCAGCCAUUCUUUUCCUGGUGAGGUUAUCACUCAUAUCUUUAGGUUAGAGAAGCAUCAAGCAAUAGUGGUGGUACUGUGUCCUUUAGCCUAAAUUCAGCAGAUCUGCUCUCCCAAGGCUUCCAUUUCCCUUGCCUCAAAGGAUCCAUUGUCUUUUUGUACAAAGAGGCUGGCCAGGGUCAUAGUUCUUAGCAUGUCAAGUAAUUAGCAGAGACCUAUCAUAUGUGAAACUUCACAUUUUAAGAAUUGAUUGGGAGGUUGUCACUCAGUUCUCUAACCUGAGGCUAAUUGGGAGUGGGGGACUGAAGUCUCGUCCAGGGCGCUUAGAGUCUAUAAGUGUCUCCGUUUCUCAGUCCGCUGUUUUCUUCCCUAUACUUACAGGGUGAGUGGAUCUUCUCCUCUGUCUUCGAAUAUCAUUUAGUGUAGCCUGUGGGCUAUUCUCAUUCUUUACCGUCCUGAAGACUGGCCAUAUUAUUAGACCCGUCAGUGUUCCCACUUGGCAGUAUUUGGCUUACUUACUUUGCUUAUACUUUUUACUCUGCUGUGUCAUUUUCAUCUGAGGUAUGAUGGCUGGAAAGGACCGUGUGGGUAUGGAGUAGUUACACCUUACCAUUCCCCAGGUUUAGAUUGAGAGAUAUAUGUAGACCAUUCCUGUUACAUUUUGUGACCACGGAGACAUGCCAGGACAAUUGUUCUAAGAAGUCCGAAAAACUAUAAAUGAGAUGCUGAGAAGAAAUACCUGGGUGAUAAAAACACAAACUUAACAAAUUAGGUAACAGACAAACAUUAGGUUAAAAUGUGCAGACGUAGAAUUCUAUUCAGUGAAUUCCAGAACUUGAAGCAUCUUGGCUAUCAGCUUAUUUAAGCCUUUCCUCAUAUAGAUGCGUAUAUCAACGAAUAAGAUCCAGCCUGUUAAAAACCCUGGUUUGAUGUUAAAUAUUGUGAAGUAGGAGUUUUUAAGCCUAUUUGAGGUUAAAUGACUGAUAUUUGAUAGUGACACUUUAGUAGAAAAAAAUGCUUUUAGGCUUGUAUUCAUAAGAUUUCUCAUUAGCAAAAUGUUACAUUGCAUAAGUCAUUCUGAUGUUAGCUUGAACAGACUUUACAAAUAGGGUAUACUCCUAUUUGUGUGUAUACUCACCUACCAUUCAGAGAGACUGGUCUUUCCCUUUGUCUUCCCUCACAUUGCUUUGAUUUUUCACCUAUUCUUUCUUUUAACAUUUCUCAGAUUCCUGUUUUGAUCUUUUAUCAGCUUAAUUCACUUUCAGGUUUAUUGCUGUGAUGUGCAAAAGUGCUGCUUUGCCCCAGUUUUGAAUACUUGGAUCCAAAUAAUGAUUCAUUAAGUAUAGUCGUGUUUAAAUAUACGAAAUUUCUAUAAGCUUAAACUGUUAAUUCUCCAGAAUGAUCUUCUCAGGCUAAUGUUCACUAGUGUUCACUAAUAAAUGCCCUAAUAAUCCAUCAGUAUUUUAUUCUGAAAACUCUUUUCUUCAAAAAUUAGGGAGACAACAAUAGUUAAACUUCAUACCGAUCCCUUUGAAAUGGUGGUAUCACAAUGCAGAGAGGAAUGGAGUUUGUUUUGAUGCCAAAAAGCCUUGUUCUUUCAGUACUUUAAAGGUGCAAAGUUGGAACUAGUCAGUUGGCAUAUAGAGAAACCCUUUUGUACUAGUAAGGUGUGAAGCUGGAUUAUAUAAGAAGUAAUCUUUUGAUUACUACAUUCGGUUAGCUUAUUAACUCAGGGCGGCAAACCCCUUUUCCUCCAUUAAGGUCACUUCUCUUCAUUUGGUAUCCUUUUUCUCAGACUCUCCCCUCUGUUGGAAGACUUGGUAUUCAGCUACUCUGACUCCUAGAAUUGGAUUUAGCUAAGGUUCAAACUAUAUAAUAGGCUUUGCCAGUGCUGAGUCCCACACCAUCAGUCACAUAGUCAUAUAAAUGUUUUUAUUUAAACUUCUCUCUCCAAUGCCGGGAAUAAGGCUUUCAACUACUGAUUCACCUUUAAAGGAAUGUUAUGAGAAUGGAUAUAAUUUAUGUUUCUGUUUCCAUCUCAAAUCCUUUAGAAAAGAUAGGACUUUGGCUUUGUUUCUCUGGUAACUAACAGCCUUAACCAUUGAUAUAUUGCCUUUUAUUCAGAAAUAGACGAGAAAGAUUUGAUGUAUUUGUAUCGUUACUCAUUUCAUGUACUUUACUUUUAAGGGGAGGACCAUAAUUGGAAGCUGUUGGUUUAAACCAAAUAACCUUACUUUAUGUAAUAAUUUUUCAGUGUGGUUUGGUUACCUGGAUUCAUACUAUGUGUGAAGAGAGGGAUGCUAGAACAAAUAAGCAAAUGAAGAGCAAGUCAAGACAAAAAGCACAGCGGUCUCAGAUUUUUCUUAGUGUAGGAGCAAUGGCUUUACUCGCAGAAAAGCACUAGAUCAUAAUUGUUGCCCAUGAUCCUAAAGCCCCUUCAAUCCUUUCCUACCCCUACCCCCAGUUAAAAAUAGUUUACAGUCCGUGAACUCUAUCAACAGGGGAAAUACAUAUUUCAGUGAUUUCCGUAACAGCACAAGUUGACAGUAGAUAACCACAACCUUAUUGGAGACUUCUAUUUAUCUUGGUAAAUUCACCUUGUACCCCAGUGCUGCUGGAGGAAGGAGUGUUUACUUUGUUUAUCGCCUUUGGACAAACUAGUCUGGAUAAUUUUUCAGUAUUUAAUUGUAGCCUAGACUUCUGUAAGUGGAAUUUUCCUUAAUAACUCGCUUUUUGGUAAUAAUAGUUGGAAACUGAAAUUAAGCUUAUUGCUAUUAUUGAAAUCCCAAAUUGGCAAAGGCCAGUAUAUAGGGUAUUUCAUAAUAUAAUCAGCUUCUGAAAUUUCUGUUUUGAUUAGUGCCUUCUGGUUGCCAAUAUUGACUCUGCUAGUUUACACAUUUCCCUUUCUUGAUAGAAUAUAUUUAUUUGUUACAAUUCCUCUUUUUAAAUUUUGUUAUAACUAGUCAAGGAAAUACACAAAAUGCAUUUAUAUUUACAUACUUUAUAUGCAGCGUUUGUUUAGGUUCAAGGAAACCAAGUAGCUCUAAUUCCUGUUGCAGUUUAAGUGUUAUUUAUUCAUCUAUAUUUGUUUUGUAUCCUUCAUUAAAACUAUAAAGUUACUUAUUCUGUGAGUAUAUUUUAACUAUUGUGUUUCCAGUGUAGGUUUAAUAGGCAUAUCUGAGAACAUACAUGUGGCAACAGUUUCACAUUCCAUGUUAGAUAAAGAGCUUAAAGUAAAGGUCCGUAGAAAGCACAAAUCCUGUUCACGCAGGUGUGUAUCUCCACACGUAGAAAGCACAAGACUCACAGUGUUUCUCAGUGUCCCGCAAGUGCCAGUCAUAAAGCCCACCAAGCGUCUGUCUUGGGAGUUAUGGAGGACCACCGUUUUGAAAGCCCUAGACAAUGAGGUGAUCUAAAUUGUGGUCCUAAAUGAGAAGUGAUUCAAAUGUAAUAAUCUGAAUAAGUUGGUACUGCUGUGGUGGAGGGAGAGAAGACCAGUGUCAAGAAUGUUGCAAUUAUACUUGGGGUUACAAGUGAAAAUGGGGUUUAUGGGUUCUUUCCUAUAAUCUGGAACUAACUGGGACAGACUUUUAAGCUUUUGGUGGGUGGGACAGUUUGGUAAACUUCUGCUUUAAGUUGUAGACCCAUUUGAGUUGGUUUUUGAUCUUAAGUCUUGAGGAAGUUUUACCUGCCAUCGGUAGGUUCCUGAAAACAUGGAGAAAUUUCACAUUUUGACAGGGCAAAUACUUGUCUUUCAUCUUUGUGUAGGUUUGUAAGAGGUAAACUUAGCUUUAUUUUUUCGUGUGCUUUACUGCACUCAUUUUAAUAGAGCAGAAUUUGGUCCAAGUAUUCUGAGCAUCAAACUAAGUCUGAGACAGCUCUGCCAAACGAGCUACUUUGCUUUUCACAGUGGUUGUAAGAGUCUAAAGGCUUCUUUUACCUGUACCAUUCCCCCCGCUUCAUGACCAGAUGAGGUGAAAUCUGUGGGUGCAGCAGAAGAAAAUGUGUUUUUCUUGCACUCGGUUUUGCCCUUGUUUUCUUUACCUGCAUAGUCCCAGUCUAUCAAGAAUGCAUAAAUAAUCUCUGUCUUGAAUUUUGCCCAUAUGUCAAAAGGUGUAACUCUCAGAAUGGGAGACAAGUGACUACCUUUGUUCCCACUCUCCUCUAUUUUGUGUAUUUAUCUUCUUAGGGAAAGACUUGGUCAACUCGGAUAAUACAUGGAAUGAAGAUUAAAGCUGGUGUAGACUGGUAUCACAUGUUUUAGAGGGGUUAACCAGAGCGCCUGAAGGGAGAGAUUCGUUCCCCCUCCAGCAAAAAGCAGUCAGGUGUGUUCCCUCAGUAUUAGAAUGUAAAACCUCAGGCUUGGGGUGGGGGUGUGUGUGGUGAGGGCAGAGGGGUGCCAGAAAUACAGGAAAAAAAAGAGGUUUGAGGAGUAUCUUUGGCUUAGCGAUGUGUGAUAAGGCAAAACAGUUAUAAUCUGUUAAUCCUAUAUAGUAUGCGUCUGUACCUUUAAAUGUUUUUAAAUUUAAAAUCAUUUGCAAGAACUUCAUGCUUUUGAAGAUUCCUUUGGCAGAAUUUCUUUCGUUUAAAAUUCCACGGAAAGUUGCUUUAAUUAUUCGUCUAGGUGAAAGUAGUCCUAGCAGUGUAAAUAUGUAUAAUUAGAAUUUUCUAAUUUCACUUUGAGAUCUCUAACUUUUGAGUGGCAAAAACAGAUCAACAAGUCUUUUGCUCAUGGACUUUUCUGUGGCGUUGUUAAAAUGCAAAAGCUUUAUUUUUGUUAAUAAUGACAUGUUACGUUAGCGUCAGAUGAUGAUACGGCAUCUGUUCCCUGCCUUUCCCCACCAGUACUGCUUUGGUUUAUAGAUUGCCAGCAGAGUUGAGAAAUAGAGCAGGGAUCUACCCAUUCUUGGCUUGGACAUCCCAUUUUCUGUUGCCCAGACCUGUGUCGGCAAUCAUGUAUGAACUAUGUUAUGCUUCUCAGUACUUAUUAUUUUUUUUUUGAUAAGGUGGAUAUCAAAAAUAGUUGCUGUGCAAAAGUUAGUAGUCUUCUUCAAGAAGAAAACCGAUUCCUUUUCUAAUAUCCUGUGAAAUUGCUUCAUUCAUUUCUUUAUUUUUAAGCCAAAUGUCAGCAGAGUACUGCUGCUUUUAUCUAGUACUUUUGAUAUGUAAGUAUUGCAUUUUAAAAAGAUGUCUACAUUGAAAGCUGUUUUUCCCAGUGUCCUCCCUAUUAUACUCUGUUCAUAUUUUCUGUAAGAGACCAGUCUGUGCACUGGGGGUGUGUAUUGUGUAAAUGUACCAUUUCGUCAGUUAUGCAUUGUAGACCAAAUGUGAUUAUAAAUGAAGCUGUUGAGUUGUUGGUGAGUUUUUUGAAUUGUAAACUGAUUUCCAGUGACCGUUUGUUGUCCACAGGUUUUUUUGUUUGUUUUGUUUUGUUUUGUCUUCAGGUUUGAUCGGGGUCCAUCUUCACAUUGUACAAUGUUUUAGUUGCAAGCAGAAAGUAGAAUUUGGUAUAAACCAGGUUAUUUCUGUAUUGAAAGGAAUACCAUUGAAAUUGUAGAUUUAGGAUUGUUAACCAUACAUGACAAGUCUAACUUGACUAUUAUUCUAACCUACUGUAUACAAUCUGAUUUUUAAAAUUGUAGACAUGUAUGAUCUUGGUUUAAUGUGUUUUUAAAAGUGUUAUUGUUGAAAAAAUGGAAAAACAAUGAAGCAAAUCUGCUAAAGAGCUGUCAGUUUUCAUUACUGACUCUGUAAAAUACACUGUUCUUUGUGUACUGUGUGUUAUUUUGCCAGCUGCUGCAUUAGCCUUCAAAAGUAUUUGGAAACUUCAGAUGAACUACAUUUCUUGAAAAGUAUAUUCCUUUCUGUGGUAUCUUGUCCUGUAACUGAAGUAUAGUAAUUAUUUUAUGGAAAUGUUAUUAGCACUUCUGUACCAACUUUGAAUAAAAUGAAAAAUUUACAUUUCUGUGACUGAGUAUUUUCAGUAUGAACACGUAUCUGCCCUCAAAACUUGAUGAGGUUCUGUGUCUAGAGUUGAAGAGGUUGUACCUCAGUGCCUUUUCUCUUGGCUCACCACAGGUUUUCCCUACCAGUUAAUGCUGUUCUUUACCAUUGUAAACCAGGGCUUACGGGUGUUGAUCCGGAAUUGAGUGACAUGGCAAUCACCGAGUAAAUAAAAAUUCUCUUAGUUUAUCACUUCUGUUUCGAAAUAACUUCAGAUCACAGGAAAGUUGUGAGAACAGUAUGAAGAACUCCGGAAUCAUUUUCAUCCAGAUUCACCAGUAGGACACAUUUUUGCCACGUUUGCUUUGUCAUUCUUUUAUCAUACACACUUUUCUGAACCAUUUGAGUGUUAAGUUGCAGACAUCAUUCCCCUCUACUCCUUCGGUAGUUGUAGUAUAUUUAAGACAAGGACAGUCCUCUAAUCAGAAUGUAAUUAUCAAUAUCUGCAACAUGACAGUGAUGCAGUAUUUUAAUCUGACGUCUUUAUUCAAAUGUUGCUGUUCCAGUAAUGUCCUUUUGUAGCGUUUUUUAAGUUUAGAAGCCAGUCCGUUGUAUUUAGCUUUUAUGUCUCUCUCCUUUAAUUAGCAAUUCCUCAGUUUUUCUUUGUCUUCCAUGGUAUUGAUAGUUUUGAAAUUUAGAGGCCAUUUUGUGAAUGCCCCUCAUUUCCUCAUGGUUAGAUUCACACUAUACAUGUUUGGCAGGAGUAGGACAUAAGUGAAGCAAUGAUAAUGUCCUCAAAGCUUCAUGUUGGGAGGUACGUGAUGUUGUUCCCUUAAUGUUGACAUUAACUUUGAUACUUGGUUAAGACGGUGUCUGUCAGGUUUCUCCACUGUCAAGUUACUGUUUUUCCUUUAGCCAAUAAAUAAUCUGUGGGAAAAUAAUAAGAGAUUACGUAAAUAACUUACUCCUCAUCAGGCUUGAACCCCUGAAUUCAGUGUCCAUAGGUAAUUUUUGCCUGAGCAAAGUUACUACAAUGAUGAUGCAAAACUGAUUUUUUUGUGUGUGAAGUUUUGUUGUUGUUUGCUAUACUCAAAUGGAAAGCUUCCUCCUCUUCCCAUUUAUUUGUAUGAACUCAUUUAGUGGGUUAUACUCCAUUACUGUCAUCAUUUUGCUCAAAUGUUUCCAGAUUUAGCCAUUGAUACUCUCCUCAGACUAGUUUCUGUGUCCUUGAUGCCCAUUUGUAUCAUUUUUUCAGUGCUUCCUGAUUUCCCAACACAGCAAGGGGUUGCAGGCUUAUCUUGUACUUUCCUUUCCCCAUUGGGACCAGGCAUUUAGUUAGGGAAUGGAAUUUAGAAAUCAAGGUCUGGGUGUGCCCAUUCUUUACAGGGGUGAACAUGGCCCUUCUUCUGGGCCCUUUUCAGUAUACAGAAGUAGGGUAUUCAUAUACAUCUGAGGCCUCCUAAUUCUACACCAGUGCUAGAAGGUUCUUUUAGCUUUCCCCAUUACUCCCUUUUCCAGCUGCAAGAAAUCAGAUAAUAUUGACACAUUAACUCAUUUUUCAAUCUUACAACUCUUUAGAAUUAAAGUUUUUGCAGGUGUAUAGAUGUUUUUAAGAGUUUUGCUGAAUAUGGAAUUGUAGAUUGGGAAGUAUUUUUCUUCAGUUUUUGUAAGCAUAAGACUUUUUUUUUCCCCCUAGCUUCUAGUCUCAGUGUUCUGAAAUUUCAUUAUUACAUGCCUUGAAAGUUUUUCUUCCAUUGUACUGGCCCUCAGUGGGCUCUUUUCAGUUUGGCAACCGAGUGUCUUUUAUUUCUAGGAUGAUUACUCUCUGUUUUCUCCUUUUUGGAAAAAAGGAGUUUUUUGAACUUUGAAUUUUGUUCAACUCUUUGGAUCAUGUGGACUGGUCCAGUUUCAUACAGUCUCUUGUUUUUUAAUUUUCUUAAUUGUCUUUGUCUUUUUGCUCUUUCUAAGGGUGUUUCUAACUUUAUCUUCUAACCCUUCUGUUGAAAAAAUUUCUCAGGUAUUUACUUUAUCAGUGCUGCUUUGUUCCCCGAAUCUUCCUUUUUUCUAGUCUCUUGUUUCAUGGUUGCCGUAUCUUUUCAUCUCUGAAGAUAGUGUUUUCUCUUCCUGCAGUGUUUGUUUACUUCAGUUUUUUCUGUGUUGAGCUCUCCUGUUAAAGGCUUUUCUCAAAUGUAUGCGGUCUUUGGUUUAACUGAAUGGACUACUGAAUGCGUGGGUGGAGCUUGUCUGCUUCAUUGUCUGGCCUUCAUGGCCUGGCUGUUUGUUGCACGACUCCUGUGGUAUCUUUUGAACAGGUCAGAUUGCCCAAAGAAUAGUCUUAAGAGUUUUUGACUGAAGGAUGAAAGGCCUUGGGCCAUCAUUCUGGGAGCUAAGUGGGGAAAGAGCCCAGGGGUCUCAUCAUUCAGUAUGCAUUUUUUUCCUCAGUCUCUUUUUGGUGUGGUGCCCCCACUUAGAGCUGUGCGAGUGUCUCCUGGUCCAGAGGUUUCUCUCUGUUUUGUCCACUCCAGAGAAUAAACCUCCAGACAUGCAUCUAAGGAUCCAGUUUCUCCUUACGCUUUUGACAGACUUUAUUUUAGCCUCUUACUUCACCCCCACUUUCACAGGCAUACCCCGUGUUGCCAAUUCUUGGAUCUUUGGAGGAAUUCUCCAUUAAGUACGGUUGAUUCUUGGUUUUCCCCAUUGCUGCUUUCUUCCAUAUAUUUUCUUUCUUCUCCAGAUUGAAUUGCUGUGUUCCCGUCUUGUCUUCCUCAUUCUUUCAGAGUUGUACCUUAAAACACACACACACACACACACACACACACACACACACUAAAAAGCUCUUUACUGUAGUUCUAGUAGGUUUUUCAGAAGGAGUAUAAUUAGAUGCUUGUGUUGCAACUUCCAACUUACUGGGAAGUUUUGGUAUCUGCUCUUUGCUUAGUAUUUGAAAGUUGACAUUUCUGAGUCUAUAGCCCAUUUCAGUCCUUCCCAAAAAGAACAUGUUGACAACCAGAAGCACAGUUGGAGUUUUAAAAUUCUGUUGGUCUCUGAAAGCGCAGAGCUAAUGAUCGUUCACAUUUCAAAAGGGGCCUUAGGAAUUGUGUGUUUGAUUCUUCUGUACAAUGCACGAAGCCCACCUACGAAAACAUUUUUUGUGUGUGGAGUUUAACAUACAUACUCCGUCCCAUGAAAAUGAACUGGUAUACAGCACAGUGAGUAUGGUUGCUACUUGUUAUUUGUGGCAGUUACUUUCUGUAAAGUGGCCUCUAACGCUGAAUUCGUGAAUACAAGUCAUUGCCCCUUGAGGAGAUGCAGGGUUGGGUUCCUGUGAGCCUCUGGCUGGUCACAUUUUAAUUAACUGACCGAGACAUAACCUCAUUUUUAUGUGUGUUUCUGAUGAAGUCUGAUGAAGACAUUAUAUUUAAUAUGUUUGAUUCAUAAUCAUUGAGCUCAAAGCCAACAGCAUCCUAACCCAUGCCACGAAUGAAGCUUUACCUAAUGCAUUUUUCCUGUAAGGCACAUCACAUCCUUCUUACACCAAGGAACAUUUAGGACAGCAUGUCACUACACUCAGGGGACCAUUUUAAACAGCAUUGACAAAAAGCACAAGAAUGCAGGAAAACAUGGCACUACGUGGGCCGCAGAAAAGACACCUGCUUAUUAUCAUGGGAGACCUGAAACAAGAAGGCAGAGCCUCGGUUGUUGGGCCUCAGCCGGGAAUGUGCAUGUCGGGUGGCACAUUUUCCACCGGUGUCCACAUGCGUGUGUCUGCAGAUGACUGCAGAAGUUGGUGGGAGUGUCCACCUGGGCGGCACAAAUAAGUUUUCGCUAGUAGACGAAUUGGCAUGUAUGGAUUCCGCACGUAAUGAGGAUCCACUGUACCUGCGAAGCAAACACCCGUGUAACCACCGCCCGCAAGAACUAGAACUUUGUCAGCCGCUCUCCCAGAAGGUGCACUUCAGUUACGGGAAGUUCUGAUUUUAAAGGGGUUUCUUACCUCCAGUCUGCCUCUUUCAUUUGAUAGCUCAAGUUCUGCCUCUGAAGUGUUACCUUUUUUCCCUUUGAGUAUUUGAAGACAAAUACUCAAGAUAAGGGUACUCUUAAGUCUCAAAAUCCAGCUUUAUCUUUUUCAUUCUCUUGGGUGUGCAAGAGACCCUUUACCUGUCUUUUUUUUUUUUUUUUUUUUUCUAGACAACUUUGAGGCACUUUGACGUCCCUUUUUAUAUGUUUAAAUCAGCAAAUACAGUCUCCAGGGUACACACUACUGACGUUAGACUGUAGGGGUGGGAAGUAAACACAACAGUGAAGACUACCAUUCCCUUGGUUUCACUGUCCUUCCGGUUGAAAUAGGAAAUUUCAUUGUCACACCCUCUGGAAGACACUGUACAAUGCUGUUGUCUCUACUUGGUAUGUAGAGACAGCACGACCUGCUGACUCGGUUUCCAGAAGUUGUCCUAGCUUUUCAGAGUCCUGAAGUUGGAUGCGUAAUAUUUCCUGUACACUCUAGGAGUAGAAUGUCCAUGAUUCUUGAUUAUGUCCCAAGAAUCCUUAGAAGUUUGGAAGCACCUUUAUGAGUCUGGCUGUGUCUUUGUUUUGUAUCAGUCUCUCUCACCUGUUUAUUCCUUCUUCCUUGACUGCGCAUCUGUUUUUUACUAACAGGAUGUGCUUUAGCUUUAUUAUGCAUAUCUGUCUUUUGAAAACAAAUGGUGCUGUUUUCCUCUUUGCAGUUGAAUAUCUUAUUUCUCCUUGAAUUUUCUGACUUGGCUUAGCAUUUUCUUUCUCUUCAGUGAAUUCAAGUGCAGUUAGCAACUUCCAUCCCUUCAUUUUUCCAUUUAUUCUUUGACUUAUGCAUUCAUCAAAUACUUAGCAAACACAUUCUGUGUGCCAGUUGCGUUGCAUCUCCAGCAUGUAGUAAAGAUGAAUAGAUGCAACCUUGAAGAAGCUUAGUUAAGGAAGGGGAUGGUACUCGACAUAAUUGUACUUGCAAGAUGUGUGUGGAAUGGGAGCGGUCCGUGUAGGAUCGCAGAGGAGAAGCACACUUCUAGGAAGUAAUUGAAUCUGGAAGGAUGUUUUUAUUUCUUUAAUUCCACUGUGCCUUUAUACCCUGCUCCUCCUGCUCUUCAGAGUAGUGCAAUCCCUCAAAUGCCUUCCUCUCACCUCCUAAGUUAAGCACCCCUGCAGUGGCCUGGUUGGUGGACACAGUUGGUCUGUAGGGUAAUGCAGAUCUGACUCUUGCCAAGGCCCAAGUUUCUCCAUCAGGGCAUAUUUAAAAAAAAUACUUCUCUUAACCCAGUCAACGAACACAUUUUUUGCUAAGCUCAUACACUGAUGUUUAGAAGAUUCACAGGAUAUAAAAUAGGAUUCUUUCUUUAAUAACCCUGUUGUCUCUAGUCACUAAAUCUUUUGCGGGUUCUUACCUCCCUUGGUCUCCCUGUCAUUCCAGUGCUGCCCUCCUACUCCCUGCAGAGGCCGAACUGUAAGAUGAAGGCAGGGAACUGAAUUGUGCGUGAAGGAGAGCAGUCCACAAGACAGGUAGCUCAGUGAUGUAUACCUGAUUCCUGCUCUCACUAUCCAUUUCAUGAGCUUUGGCAUUUCAUUUACUUGCUGCCAUAGUAACCAGGAUUCCUGCCAGUCUUCUUCCUCUUUCCCAUCUUUUAUUCAUCUGUACAGGCAUCUGGAGUGGGGAUGGGGAAGACAGAAGUGGAAAUCUCCCAGUAAAAGGGUGUGGAUUUCAGAAUGUCCUCAGAAUAGCAAAGAUGGACAUCUUCGUUUUGGCAUUGUUUCCAGCUGUUGAAGUACUAUUAACCACAAGUAGUCACCUCUUGGGGUUGUUAUUUCUCUAUUUCAUGUCAGGGAGAGCUCUGUUAUUGUGAAAAAAGAAGUGGAGCUUUUAUGUUUAUUAAAUUAGAGUUGUAGGAGAUCAUUGUUGAAAGUCCUUUAUAAACUACAGUUCGGCCAGAACCACUCAUUUUUUGGCUGAUGAGAAGCCAGCCAACUUCAUACUAGAAUGUGGUUCUCAGCUUUGUCUGUACCUGGAGAGUUUCAAAAAUGCUAGUGCCCAGGAUUCUUAAAUUCCUAGGCCAAUUGAAUCAAAAUAUCUGAGGUGAGACAUAAGCAUCUCAUUUUUUACAGUUCCUAGGUUAGGGGGGCCUGGAUGGCUCAGUUGAUUGAGCAUCUGACUCUUGAUUUUGGCUCAGGUCAUGAUCCCAGGGUCAUGGGAUUGAGCCCCGCAUCGGGCUCUGUGCUGGGUGUGGAGCCUGCUUGAGAUAAUUCUCUUCCUCUGCCCCUCUCCCUCUGUCGCUCGUUCUCUCUCUCACACACACACACAAAAAAGUUCCUCAGAUGAUUCCACUGUGCUCUAGAGGAUGCCUUGGUGAUUCUGCCCUUUUCUUUUGGUGUACCCAAAUCAUGAAAGGAACUGUUGGUUGUAUGCAAUUGAACCUCCAAAUUUGGCCUGAAAUGGCAUCUAUCUGAUUGAUAUUCUUUGACUUGAGACCUGGGAAACAAGUGGAUUAAUUAAGGAACAAAACUGCAUUAUAGUCGAACUACACAGAUUUACUGUUAACCUGGGCCCGUAAGUAACUGACAAGUCAUAAAUUCAUACAGAGUUGGAUCUCAUGUAAUCAUGACUUUCUUGUUCUGUGAGGUCUUGAAAUUCAUUCAUUUAUAAUCUUUUGACACCAGAGCUGGUAUUGGUGACUCACUGUGGGCUAGCUGCAGGGUCCCUUAGUAAGUCCAGUUUAUGAUUUAGAGGCAGUCUUGCCAACCUUGUAGCUGAAGUUACUGGUCAUCCUACUAACUACCUUUACAUUUGCAAACUCAGCCAUGCUAUGAAGUGUGACUGCUUUAUUAUUUUCAGUUUGUUAUUGGCACACAUUAAUCUGUGCUGGACUCAGCAGUUAUUGGACUCUUGCUCCUCUGAUUUUUUUUUUUCUUCCAUUCUUCCCUGGGUUCUUUUUAUUUUUAUCACAUGCCCCAAAGAAUAAAUUUUUAUGUUUGAUUUCCCAGGUCUCAAGAAUCUCAGUCCUGGUGCAUGGCCAUAGAAUAUGGUCAAGUUCCUCUUUUCUCAUCACCUUGAUUAUUUUUUCUUCUUCUUCUUCUUCUUCUUCUUCUUCUUCUUCUUCUUCUUCUUUUUAAUGUUUAUUUUGAGAGAGAGCGAGAGCAUGUAUGCACAUGGUGGGAAGGACAGAGAGAGAGAGAGAGAGAGAGAGAGAGAGAGAGAGAAUCCUAAGUAGGCUCCACACUGUUAACGCAGAGCCUUACUUGGGUCUUAAUCCCAUGAACCAUGAGAUCAUGACAUGAGUCGAAACUAAGAGUAGGAUGCUUAACCCACCACUCAUUACCUUGAUAUCAUUGACCAUUGUGUUCUCAGGGCCAGACUUGGUCUUGUCCUGUCACAUGUCCUUAGUCGGCUCUGAUUUUAGGACCAGUGAUCUCUAGGCUCCUGACUUCUAGAUUUCUGGUUUUUCUCUGAUUGUCAAGAAUCCGAGCAGCCAAUGUAAACAUAGCUCAUGAUAUUAGAAGUACAGCUUGCAAGGCUCUCUCAGUAACCACUGAAAGCUUAUCUAUCAAUACCUCUCUGAUUCGUAUUAAAAAUGUAUAUGGAUGUGGAGUCUGUGAAUGAGUUCUAAAUGUUUGAGGCUUAGGUUUAGGACUUCAGUACAAAAUUUGCAAAUUAUGGCAUCCAUAGUAAGAUAGCAAGCAAGUCUCUGGCAUAGACUUAGGGGAAGAAAUCCUCUUUAAAUCAAAACAAAACUGAAUUUUCCCCAAAAGCAGUUUGUUUCUAAAACAACUUUUUAUUGCUCACUGUAAAAAGUCAGGUAAUAAAGCAACAUGAAAAGAAAACACAACAGGAUAUUCCUGUCAUCUUACUACCUAGGGAAAAGUAGUAACAUUUUGUUGUAUAUUCAUCCAGACUUUUUUCCAAUGUAUGUGUACAUAAGUACUUUUUUCUUUUAGAAAGAAAUAUGGAUUGACCCUACCGGCUGAUUUUUAGUUUCGUUAAAAUAUUUUUGCGUCUUACGUAAGGAUCAACGUCCUUUUUUUAAAUGGCUGUGUUACUAUUCAGUGAAAAUAAUUUAUUGAACCAGUGGUCUGUGAUGGACAACUCCAUUUCUAUUUAUGCACCAUCCUAAUAACUUUAUGGUGAAGUUUUUCCGAGCUAAGUCCUUGUGCACGCGUAUGGCAGUUUUCUCAGAGUAAAUUCUUAGAAGUGGCUGUAGUAUUGAAGGUAUACACAUUUGAGACUAAUCUAGAUUGCCAUUUGCCCUCCAGAAAGUUUACAUUUUUACCAGCAGUAUAAGUGAGUGUUUGAACAGAACUCUUAAUGUGCUAAGCAAAAAAUUGCUCAGAAUGGACAAAGGUGAUGGCUUCUGCGUGUGCCAAACACAGUGCCCAUGUUGAUUCUAUCCAAAAAUAAAUGCCAUCUGACUCUCUCUGUCCUUCUUUCCUGCGUUAGUCCAGACCUGCUCUGAAAGCACCCUAACGGACCCUCUCUCCACCUCUAGGAGAGGCGUUCAGCUGUCCUGGACCGGUUGCAGAGCUGUCUCUAACCCAGCAGUCAGAAGUAGCAGCUCCUUUGGAGUUCUUGUCACAUUGAUGCUUUUUGAUUCAGUCUUGUUUAGGUUUAACUUCUGUUUUAAUUAGUUUACUUACAUGUGUCUGUCUUCAUGUCUGUAUCACAAACUUUGAAAGGGCUGGGACUUCGUGUUUCCCAUCCUUGUGGCUACCCUUUUGGAGGUGGAUUUCACAGUAAGCAACCCAGAAAUACUUGGCUUGAAGAGGCCUUUGAGAGGAAUGUUUCCAGAUUAAUACUAGGUGGAGCCUUAAGAAAUGGUCACUAUCUGACUAUACUUAAUCUCCCCCAGUGGUGAUCUCAACCUGUAUUUCUGAACUCACAGAAUUUGGUAUGCUUGUUCAGUUUUCUUUCCUUUUCCAGAUGUCAGGAAUAUGCUUCCUCUUUUAUAACUGAUUUGUGUCAUUAAAAUUAUUUUAAAGUUGUUCCCCAAUAAAGAUUUCUAGGUGGUCUCCUCUUACAACUGUUUCUCGUAAAGAUGAUCGUGUAAAUUAAAUCUCGUAUUCAUGGGUUCUUUUCACUUGUUAUACAUUUUAGCAGCUCUUAGGGCUUGUAACUUUGUUAAAUGAUCACUUGAUAUGUCUGAACUGUGAAUGUACAGUUUUUAACCUAAAAUUGUUUUUAAUAUUUGAGGUACUUUUCUUUUUGCAGAGCACCUGAUAGUUGCUUACAAAAAGGGUUUCACUGAAUUCUAAUCAUUUGUUAUUUUCCUAGUACACUUUAUAGAUGCUGGUUCUCUUACUGUCUCCUGUCCUUUCCCCCACUUUCGAAAACCUGUUAAGUCUUUCUUCAGUAGCUCGUCCAUAUUUGUUACAAAUGGUCUUUUAAAUAAGAUUCAUAGGCAAAGUAGUAGAGCAGUGCAGUUCUACUUAUAGAAGCAUUUUCUGUCUUUGACCUUUGAAAAGCCUUUGAAAGUUACUAUGCUGGUCACUUACCCACAAGUUAUACAGUGUACAUAUUAUGUAAUCACGUUUGACCAUGUAUUUAUGUAGUUUUAUUUUUUUAGUUUUCUGUACUUCUCUUUACUGAAUCUUAGGCUAAUUUUUAAAAUUGCUUCUGUGCUUAAUAAUUUUUCAUCUUUAAAGACUGCAACUCUUGAUUCAAAUUGUGGGGCAAAAGGGGUUCUCUGAUCAUAAAAAUAUUUUAUGAAACAGUUCCCAUGGAAUCAUUUUCAGAGUUGGGCUUUGUAGCUGUUGUUAGGCAGUGCUGGCACUUUACACAUUUUGUACUAGAUGGUUGUCCAUUCUGUUCUUCUGAGGUCUGCUAGUGACAGAAACCUCCUUUAAAUCCUGUUCUACUGUUGAAAGGCGCUCACAGAUGGUCUUUUUUCAAAUGGCUGUGAGAAUCUCAAUGCAGAAUUUCCAGGGACAUUCUCUCUGAAAAUGCAGGUUUCAAGGGAAUUUUUUUUAAGGACAUAAAUUCCAGAAUUAAGAUGUGGCAGAGAACGAGAACGGCUUUCACUCUUACAUUUUCACAGGUGUUGACAGUUUUCUGGCCUGGCUCCGCCUUCCUUGAAUCCUACCUGCUCCUGGGAGUUGCACACCUCUUUGUUAUGUGAGAAAGGUGAGGGGUACGUGGGUGCUGCAUGCUGUUAGAUGUUGUGUAUUCUGUGUGAUUUUUAUUUCCUGGUGGACUGUGAGGCUGUUGUAGCGAUAGCUGAAUGCAUCUGAGGGCCACUGGCUUCAAAAACUUAAUGGUUGGCAGAGAGUCUAAUUGACAAGAUAAUUUUGUUCACAAGCUACUCUUACUAGGACGAACGUAUGUUUAAUUAGAUAAAAUGUUGGUAUUGACCAAUGGUGGUGGUAGAGUACUCCGACGAAUUCUUAGCUUAAGUAACCUUACUGAAUGGAGAUUUUAUUUUGCGGGCAAGUAGAGAUGUCCUUCCUUUUAUUUUUCUCAUUUGUUUGCUCUCAUCUUUAUUGUAGAAACUUCGACCAUUAGAAUCUCUAGAACUGGGGUUUUCAAAAUGUAGCCUAAGGAACCUGGGCUUCCUAGGGACCCUCUCAGGGAAUCGUUACAAAAGCAGUAGAAGCAGUAGUGGGUAAAAGAGCUGUUGCCUUAAUAUAAAGCCAGGCAACAGCACCAAACCUGACUAGUCGUCAUCGUAUUCUUCACCACCAUGCAGUUAUAGUUUUUUUUAAUGUUUCUUUAUUUUUGAGAGAGACAGAGAGACAGAGCAUGAGCAGGGGAGGGGCAAAGAGAGGGAGACACAGGAUCUGAAGUAGGUUCCAGGCUCCAAGCUGUCAGCACAGAGCCUGAUGCGGGGCUCAAACCCAUGAACGGCGAGAUCAUGACCUGAGCCGAAGCUGGACACUUAACUGACUAAGCCACCCACUGGUGCCCCCCAGUUGUAGUUUUUUUAAAAACCCACUUUCACUUCACAGUGUCCUUCAGGAUGAUGAGUGGUGCCAGAAUAGUAUUGGAAUUUAAUCUUGGCUGGGGCUUUAGAAGUUAGCAAGACCAGCUUCCCACCUAAUGCAAAGAUUGAUUCAGUGGUCAUCCUCUACCUGUGCAUUUCUAGUGAUGAGAGGGUCAUGCCAGCCCAUUUCACUUUCAUACAGCCGUAAUUUCAGAAAUGUGUUGUUUACACAUUGAGGCUCUCUUUCUCUAGAAUUUUUACCCUCUGAUUUCAGAGAUUUUUAUAGAUUACCACAGUGCUAAACCUCAGUGAUCAAAAUAUGACAUACCUAUGUUUUUUCAGAGUAGCCCUGCAAAUAUAUGAAGUUCGCUGUUAGAUUUUCCCUCAGUCGUCUUUUGUAGCCUGAAUACCGGUAGUCUUAGUAAUUAAUAAUAAUGAGACCAAAAUUGGUAAUUUUGUCUAGUGUGAUUUUUGUUAAUUAAUUUAUUUUUUUACUUUUUUUAAAUGUUUAUUUAUUUUUGAGAGAGAGACAGCAUGCGAGCAGGGGAGGGGCAGAGAGAGGGAGUCACAGAAUCCGAAGCAGGCUCCAGGCUCCGAGCUGUCAGCACAGAGCCUGAUGUGGGCCUCAAACUCAUGAGCUGUGAGAUCAUGACCUGAGCUGAAGUCGGAAGCUUAACCAACUGAGCCACCAGGCGCCCCCACAGUGUGAAUUUUUUAAAGUAUUGUUUAGUGUAAAUUUUUUUAGUACUUUAUCUUUUCAGCAAAUAAUUGGAGCAAUCCAAGUUUAAUUUAUAUUUGUAUAUGUAUUUGAACUUGGUCUCUGAAAUACAUGACUGUUUAGUUUCACUUCCAUUAGAUGAGUUCUGGAUUAAGACUACAAUAUUAGUGUCAACAUUUUGGCAUUACAUGAAAUAAAUAGAAAAAACACUAUUGUCAUUUUGCUUCAAUAUUGCAAUUACUAACCGAUGGUGAGCUACAUUGAAAAGUGGCUUCAAAUUGUAGUAUAGAUUGGAGGAAGCUUGGGGUUCCUCAAGAAAAAAAGGGAGUAAGCCAGUAAGGGAGGUAGAACUGAUACAUUAAUGUACUUAUUUAAGCACUAUUUCUAGUGCCUGCUCCCUGAUAUGUGGACUGGUUUAGACUUUGGGAAUACAGCUGAGUCCAUGAUGGACUACAGUCCUUGCUCUCUUGCAACUUACAUUCUAGAGAUGAAAGAGUAUUUACGGAUCGCCACAAGUGCUGUAUAGAGAUAAACGGGAACGACACAGAGUAAGGCAGGGGGCACUUUUGGAUGAUGAGGACAUCAGGAUGAGCACAGAAGAAAAGAGGGGGAGACUUUUUUUUUGUAUGCCCCUAGGAUAUUUUGAGAAUUACAGUAUAAAAGUUGUUUGUGCAAAGGUCGUAGAGGCAGAAAAUUUGUUGGGAACCAUUGAUUUUGCACAGGAGAAAACUGAGGCACAAGUUUAAAAAUGGGCAGAUUUUAACAAUUCACCCAGGGUUGUAACUCAUUUGUGAAUGAGCUGGGACCGGCAUCCAGUUUUCCUAGUUCCCAUUCACAUUCAUUCAUUGUUUCUUUUCCUUAGUUUUUUUCAACUGAAUGUUUUUAGCCCCUCAGUCUGUGCCUUGCCAAAAUUGUGUUUCAUUGCCAUAUGGUGGAUUGAAGGAGAGUUUUAAGGAGUUGCUUUCAGAUGGGAUGGGAGAAGCCCAUGAGAAGCACACACAACCUUUCUUAGAAUGGUUGAAAUUCAGUGGUUCAGAGACCUUGUGAAUGAGAAUUAUGACACUAAGAUCAUUUACUUCCUGUAGACCAUAUGUUCUUACAGAUUGAAAAUUGUGCUGGAUUGGAUUAAGGAGAACUUUGGGUUUCUUUUGAAGCCUAAGAAUUUUAUUUUAAUAGAGCUGUAGGUUUCACCAGAUGAGGAAAGCUGCAGUUGGCACUCUGGGUUGAUUAGGAAGUUAGGAGCUUGGGGGUUGGAAUGGUGAAUAUUGUAGAGUCACUUCUGUGAAUCCUGUGGGGUGAUUUGAACGGCCAGGCUAAUGUUCAGUUAGGUUGGUGCCACGUCUGUCUACCUGAUUACCCAUCCCAUGGGGAAUUCUCUGUCUGCAUACCUCUGGGCCAGGCUCAUGGUUUCAUUUGUGGCACAUCUUAGGGUUAGUGGAUUGAGGCCUUGCCGGCAUCUGUCAGUCCAUUACAGUAUAGAGCAGAGGUUGGCCAGGGAGUAAAUAAUUUAAGCUUUGCAGGCCAUGCAGCCUCAGAUGUAAUUACAGAUCUGCCGUUAGCAUAAAAGCAGCAUGGACACUAUUUAAAUGUAUGAGCUGCUCUGUUCCAAUAAAACUUUAUUUGCAGGAACAGGUACUGAGGCAGAUGGCUCACAGCCCCUCGUUUGCUUGACCCCUGCUAUAGAGUGAUGAGGUAAGGGAUAUGGGACGAGUGGAGCUCCCCUAAUAAACCAGAAUUAUUUUUGCUUCUUCAUCUUUCUUUUAAAACUUUUGAAAUUACCUAUGAAAUUACCAUGAAGUGAAUGUGGCUAUUCCAGCAGUUUACAAUUUGACUUGACAUACCUAAGUCAAACAAAAUAGGUUUUGAUAUUUUCCUGAGUUACAUUCUUUUUAAGUAGCUUUACUCUAUUUUUGGAUAGAAGAAAAUUUUUUAUUUCAGAGGAGGGUGCUCCAUGUUUCAUACUGUAAACAUUGCAGUUGGAAUUUAAACAAGACAAGAGUUAUUGAGAUAUAUUCUUUUUUAAUCAGGCAAAACUGAAAUUAAAAUUUAUGAUUUGGGUAGCUAAUCAGAAGACUGCAAUCCAUCAAUUUUUUUUUUUUAACCUUACCCAUUUCUUUAUUUGGAAAGACUGUUUGUCUGCCAAUUAUCAUAAGUUAAUUGGUGCAAUACCAGGUCAAGAAAUGGCAUUGUUAAUGAAAUGAAUUAUUACCCUGCUGUUAGUAAUGAGGCUUCUGCAGAAAUGCGGAAAUGUCUGUGAACUCAUGAAAUGUGAGAAGAAUUUAGUCUACGUGUUGAUUAGAACUGUAUAAAAAUAUGUUUGUGUACAAUCAUAAGGAGAGAUUGCCAUAGAUUUUUCACCUAGUUAGUGUUCCUGUGAAGGAAUUUGGGCUCUUCUUUUUAUUGUUUGCAGGAAAUUUCUGUUUUAUCAUAAAGUUAAAUACAUAAAUAUAAUUUUCAGCAGGAAUUAAAAAAAAAACCC